Messenger RNA from Xiphophorus couchianus (Monterrey platyfish), 3499 nucleotides. It is a transcript of the gene soat1, whose product is annotated as sterol O-acyltransferase 1. The record is from RefSeq and is a predicted model, not a curated record. The transcript has 16 exons. Gene Ontology annotation, biological process: cholesterol metabolic process; cholesterol efflux. NCBI's taxonomy places the organism in Eukaryota, Metazoa, Chordata, Actinopteri, Cyprinodontiformes, Poeciliidae. Gene Ontology annotation, molecular function: fatty-acyl-CoA binding; cholesterol O-acyltransferase activity; cholesterol binding. Bases 157 to 1866 code for a protein of 569 amino acids. Gene Ontology annotation, cellular component: endoplasmic reticulum membrane.
CGGCCAAUCACCAUCGAGGGUCCGGCUCAUCAUCUGGUCGGCGUUUGCACAGUGGAGUAGGUGAACUCACGUUGUCGAUAUUAGACCAAGACAGCUGCCUGUCUGUUUAGUUGCCAGGGAAAGACUCGACAGAGAGGACCAGGCUGCGGAAGCGAGAUGGAAACCGGAGGAGAAAGUUUGCUCAGGUCCCGCAGCCGAGCCCUCAACAAUCUGUCUACCUUCCCAGACCUGGAUGGAGGAUCUAGUCCUGGGAGACAUCCGCAUGGGAAUGACGAUAACCGUGUCACAAGCAAUGGGAAAAUUGAAGUGGAGCAUGUGAUUAGCAAAAAGCUGCAACUAAAAAGGAAAGCAGAGGGCCUGAAGAGCGACCUGAUGCGUCAGUUUGAAAGCCAAGUCCAUGAUUUCAUGGACAGUCUUAUUGAAGAAUCAGCCAGCCUUGAGUCCACACCUCUACCUGCAGCCUUCUCACCACCACAGUCGGACAAGGAGAGGAGCAAACUUGGGCACGUUCAGCCUCCUCAAGGCCACGGGAAGCACUUUGUUACUCAGAGAUCCCUUCUAGAUGAGUUGUUUGAGGUGAACCACAUCAGGACCAUCUACCACAUGUUUAUUGCCCUGCUCAUUCUCUUUAUUCUCAGCACAUUCGUGGUCGAUUUCCUUGAUGAAGGCAGACUGGUCUUGGACUUUGACCUGCUGGUCUAUGCAUUUGGACAGUUCCCUCUAGUGGUGUGCACAUGGCUUUGCAUGUUCCUGUCCGUACUGCUGGUUCCCUACACCUUAUUCCAUCUGUGGUCACAAAGCCAGUCGGGCUCCCAUGGCCAGCAGAGGCUGUACACUUGGCUGUUUGGCUCUGCGUUCCUGCUGUACCAAGGCCUGUGUUUGGGGUUCCUACCAACAUAUGUGGUAGUGACCAACAGUUUGCCGCCUGCUUCUUGCUUUAUCGUCAUCAUUGAACAGGUUCGCCUGAUGAUGAAAGCCCACUCCUUUGUCAGAGAGAAUGUGCCAAGAGUCCUAGCUUGGCAAAAAGACAAGACAAGCAAUGGACCUGUGGUUCCUCAAGUUUCCCAGUAUCUCUACUUCUUGUUUGCACCAACUCUUAUUUAUAGAGACAAAUACCCUAGAAACCCGGUGACCAGAUGGGGCUAUGUGGCCGCAAAGUUACUUCAGGUACUUGGCUGUCUCUUUUAUACCUACUACAUAUUUGUGCGGUUGUGCAUCCCACAGUUUCGCAGCAUCAGUCUGCAGCUGUUCAAUCUGCGCGCCAUGGUACUUUGUGUCUUUAACUCUAUACUGCCAGGUGUUUUGGUUCUCCUGCUGGGUUUUUUUGCUUUUCUCCACUGCUGGCUCAAUGCUUUUGCUGAGAUGCUUCGCUUUGCAGACCGAAUGUUUUACAAGGACUGGUGGAACUCAACAUCUUAUGCCAAUUACUACCGUACUUGGAAUGUGGUGGUCCAUGACUGGCUGUAUUACUAUGUGUACAAGGACUUCCUUUUGAUAUCUCAGAAGCGUUUCCGACCAGCCGCCAUGUUUUUUGUGUUUACUGUGUCUGCAGUGGUGCAUGAGUACAUUCUUGCAGUUAGCUUCGGAUUCUUCUAUCCGGUGCUUUUCUGCCUCUUUAUGUGCUUUGGAAUGAUGUUCAACUUUAUUUUCCACGAUCGUAGAAAAGGCCCCAUUUGGAACAUAUUAAUGUGGACGUCCCUCUUUCUGGGUCAGGGGGUCAUAAUGUGUCUGUACUCUCAAGAGUGGUAUGCCAGACGGUACUGUCCACUCAAAGAGUCUUCAUUCCUGGACUUGCUGAAGCCUCGUUCAUGGAGCUGUCAGAGAGACCUAAUGGCUGGACCUGAUAAGAUAAAAUGGGACUAUUGAGAGGAACCCCAUCACCAAUCAAGAUGGACUCCACCAGCUCUCCUCUCUCUGUCAUUCAUAAUUUAUUGCAUUUAAAAAUUAUGAGUCCUACAGUGUGUGAAUGAAUGUAUUGGAGAGUAUCUGCUGAGAUGCCAAAAUCGCACCAACAGUGCCUUAUUUAUUGUGUUUUCAGCUGCCAUUUCUCAACAGAAGUUCACACACACAUAUACAUAUAUAUAUAUUAAAAAGAAUUUGAAGUGCCAACUUGAAUUUUCUUUUCUCAUGGGCCCAUAAUGCUUGGGGUCCACUGUGAAACCACUCUUUGUGCAAACAAUGACAUGGUAGCUUAAUACAAACAUUACACAAUGAACACAUUAUCUGCAUGUGAUGUAAUGGUUAAUAUUUACCAAGGUAGUAUGUUGUAACUGUGUUAAACUGUGAGUUAUACUACAAGAAAGUACCUUAUUUUUAUUGCCAGUUGGACUUUUGUUUUGUUAAAUGAUAUUUUGGAUAUCAAACAUUCUCACUGGAUAUCUCUUAGGGAUAUCUCACUGUAAAUGAGAUAUGGUGGUCUUUGUAUUAUUGGGUGACAGGAGUGUUGUAUUUAAUUAUUAACUUAUUAAGCAGAUUGAUUAAGCACAAAUGAACUCCUCUGUUCAUCUACAAUGUCACAACAAUAAGAUGUUUUGGUCACUUUAAUGAUAUUUUUGCAAAACUCAAAGUAAAUACUUGGUUUACAAAAUAUUUAAGACAUGAAGGUUGCUGUAACUACUGAUAUUUUGCUGAAUAAACCUCUAAAUUAUGUAAGCACUUCAAAGUAACAGACUAGAGAACAUGUUUAAUAUUUUUGAUAUGCCUUGGUUAUAAGUAUUUAAAUCUAUAUACAGUGGUUUAUGACUUCUUUGUGAAACAAUUGUCAGAAUUGCAGCUGGCUGUUUAACUGUCACAACAAUAUUGCAACUUGAAAACCUUGAACAGGCUUGCAUUUUCAGAUCUGUUUAUUUUUUUGUAAUGAAAAUUUUAGUUAUAAGAGAAAUGCCGUUUGCAUUUCUCUUACUAAAAUCAGAGAAAUGUUCCAGCAUCCAACAUGAUGCUGGCAUAUGUUUUUAGGGUCGUUGAUAAACUACUUUACUGCAGCGAUUGUGGGUUUGGAUGCUUGUGAAACGUGAGUUGCACAACUCAAAGUAGAAACCAGCAAUGCAGAACUUGAGACUUUCACAAAGAAAACUGGAUCACCACAAGGUGGCACUCUAGUAAAAGUCUUAAACUGCUCAUUUGAUCAAGAACAGAUUCCUAGGAUUAUUUGGAUUCCUUAAUGUGUAAUAAACAAGUACCAGAAAAAUAAUUUUAUACCAUGCAUGGAUUAAAAUAUUUAAAGUUUCUGUUCUAAUUUAAAUGUUUUUUUUUAUAAUGCCACUAUAGGCUGCUAAGCAGUAGAAUUAUUGUUUACAAUAUAAUUAUUUUUGAAAGCAGAUUUGGCUACAUGCCACUUUUAACUUUAAUUUGAUUACCAGUAGUUUUUGAUCUUAACAUUGUAGACAUGUCUGAAUUGUUCCCAACACAACAAAAUGUAAAAACUAAAGAAUUUUCAUACGUGCAUGUUCUUUAAAUGCCAUUUGCUGUGUAAAUUUAUAUAAAACAGUUUUGUGCAACA